Molecule: messenger RNA, 1309 nt
Organism: Vespula vulgaris
Lineage: Eukaryota; Metazoa; Arthropoda; Insecta; Hymenoptera; Vespidae
Exons: 2
Coding region: 341-1012 (223 amino acids)
Biological process (GO): establishment of meiotic spindle localization; mitotic cell cycle; spindle organization
Cellular component (GO): spindle pole
Molecular function (GO): protein binding
Source: RefSeq, a predicted model, not a curated record
CGUCUGGAUUGAGAUAUCAUAUAAAAAUUAACGAGCUACAAAAUGAAAUCAGUAGAAGAAAUGAUUUUACUGAAUUAUUCAAACGUGAAUAUUUCAUAGCUGCACGUAAAAUUCAGGUUGCCGAAUAUAAAAUAUAAUUAUUUAUAUAAAUAUAUAUAUGCUAUAAUUUGUAUACUAUUUUUGUAAACAAAUAGGACUCCUAUUUCUUAAAAACUUAUCUAAAAACUUAUUGAAGAAAAUACGCGUUAAAAAAAUAUAAUAUAAUUUUUUCAAUUAUUGGUGAUAUUUUUUCGUAUAAUAGGCUUGGUUUCGUGGCAAUGUAACAAGAAAACAUUUAUUUAUGCUUCAUAAAGAAGCAAUAAUCAUUCAGUCUAAUUGGCGUGGGUACUAUGUAAGAAAUAAUUUUGAUAAAGUUAUAAUAAGCAAAGUACAUCAAAUGUGGGAAGAUUAUUAUAAUUGCAUGGCAACACGAAUCCAAGCAUUGUGGCGAGGUUAUUGGAUUAGGAAAACUUAUUCAAACUUCUAUGAAAGAAUGAGAUGGUUAAAUAACGUAUAUGCAAAAAAUGAAGAGAUUGUAGAAACCAUGCAAAAGUUUGUAAUAAUUUUUUAUAAAUCAUAUCAAUAUUUAAUUUAUAAUUGUAUCCACAGAUUCAAAGAGAAUGAGAUUAAUUAUAUCAGAAAUGUUCUGGAACGGGAAUCAUUACUAUGGAUUUUAUUUAUACUUUUUAAGUUACAUCAUUUGCUGAGAACAAAAGUUAGACCAGGUGUAAUCACACGAAUUGAUCAAACUAAUUUUACUUUAAUUGAGAAGAUGUUAAGAUGUUUAAAAUAUCAAUUUUAUACACCAAAAAAAUUAACCUUUUGUGAUCAUUAUAAAUUAGAAAAGCAAUUUCCAUCGAUUUUCCAUGGUACUUUUCUUGCAAGAUGUGAAAAAGAAAUUAGAAAUUUUGAGUACAAAUUAAAAACUGGAAACAUAUCAAUAUACAGAAGUAUAAUUAUAUUGAAAAGUUAAAACAUUUUACUUAUCAUAUAAAUUCACUUACAAUUAUUUUGCAUAGGUUAUUCUUAUACCAAAGAGGAAAAAUUGAGAAAUAAAUUACAAAAUCUUGGUCAUGAUUUUAUAAAAACAUAUAAUAAUAAACAUACUGUUUCAAUGGAAAGCAUAGAUAUAAACAGCAAAAAAUGUAUAAAGUAAAAAACAGUUUUGUUAUACAUAUAAAAGUAAAUUAUUAUAUUUAUGAAUCUGAUAUAUUUUUAAAUUUAUAAUUAUAACAAGUAUUACUAUUUAAUAAAUAAUCUUAUUUUUUCA